Elephantulus edwardii (Cape elephant shrew) is the source of this 2679-nucleotide messenger RNA. RefSeq names its product endoplasmic reticulum to nucleus signaling 2 (gene ERN2). NCBI's taxonomy places the organism in Eukaryota, Metazoa, Chordata, Mammalia, Macroscelidea, Macroscelididae. Gene Ontology annotation, biological process: protein phosphorylation; mRNA processing; intrinsic apoptotic signaling pathway in response to endoplasmic reticulum stress. The record is from RefSeq and is a predicted model, not a curated record. The transcript has 22 exons. Gene Ontology annotation, cellular component: IRE1-TRAF2-ASK1 complex. Bases 1 to 2679 code for a protein of 892 amino acids. Gene Ontology annotation, molecular function: ATP binding; protein serine/threonine kinase activity; RNA endonuclease activity.
AUGACAAGAGCGGCCCCAGGGUCUGGGCUGUGGCUCCCGCUCCGGCUCCUGCUCCAGUUCUCGGCGCUGCUCGGGCCGCUGGGGCCGCAGGUCCAGAGCCUCAGACCAGAGGGUCUUCUGCUCGUGUCCACCUUGGAUGGAAAUCUCCACGCGCUGAGCAAGCAGACAGGGGACUUGAAGUGGACACUGAAGGAUGAUCCUAUCAUCCAAGGGCCAAUGUACGUCACAGAAAUGGCCUUUCUCUCAGAUCCAACUGAUGGCAGCCUAUACAUCUUGGGGACCCAGAAACAACACGGCUUAAUGAAACUGCCAUUCACCAUCCCCGAGCUGGUCCACGCCUCCCCAUGCCGCAGUUCCGAUGGGGUCUUCUACACAGGCCGAAAGCAGGAUGUCUGGUUUGUGGUGGAUCCUGAGUCCGGGGAGACGCAAAUGACCAUGACCACAGAUGGUCCCUCGACCCCCCGCCUCUACAUCGGCAGAACGCAGUACACGGUCACCAUGCAUGACCCAAAGAUGCCAGCCCUCCACUGGAAAACCACCUACCGCCGCUACUCAGCACCCCCCAUGGAUGGUUCCCCCAGGAAAUAUGUGAGUCACCUGACAUCCUGUGGGCUGGGCCUGCUUCUGACCGUGGACCCAGGAAGCGGAGCGGUGCUGUGGACUCAGGACUUGGGUGUGCCUGUGACGGGCGUCUACACCUGGCACCAAGACGGCCUACGCCAGCUGCCCCACCUCACCCUGGCCCGGGACACCCUGCACUUCCUGGCCCUCCGCUGGGGCCACAUUCGGCUACCUGCCUCUGGCCCGCAGAGCAUGACCACCCACUUCUCUGCCUUGGACACCGAGCUGCUGACCACGCUGUAUGUGGGGAAGGAUGACACCGGCUUCUAUGUCUCCAAAGCACUGGUGCAUGCAGGGGUGGCCCUCGUGCCCCGUGGACUGACCCUGGCCCCAGCAGAUGGCCCCACCACAGAUGAGGUGACACUCCAAGUCUCGGGAGAACAAGAGGGCUCGCCCAGCACUGCUGUCAGAUACCCCUCAGGCAGCGUGGCCCUGCCCAGCCAGUGGCUACUCAUUGGACACCAUGAACCACCCCCAGUGCUGCACACCACGAUGCUGAGGAUCCAGCCCGCCCCAGGGAGUGGGGCUGCGGAGACCAGGCCCCCGGGGCGCACCCCCAGAGCUCUCCCAGCCCUCUUCUGGGAGCUCCUGAGCCCCUGGCAGGAAGACCCUCAGGACAUGAAGCAGCCUCCUGAAGAGAACAGUCCACCUUUGUAUGCAUGGCUGUAUCCUCAGGACCUGAUAACCACCAGCCUCACUGCUCUUCUCCUGGGAGGGUGGAUCCUCUUCCUGAUGAGGCAGUGCAUCCAGGCUGUGGCGCGCAGCCAGCUCAAGACAGGCACAGCUCCUGGGGCCAUCCUGGCUGAGACUCUCACAGUAGUGGGAAAGAUUUCCUUCAACCCCAAGGACGUGCUGGGUCGAGGGGCAAGUGGGACGUUUGUGUUUCGGGGACAGUUUGAGGGGCGGGCAGUGGCUGUCAAACGGCUGCUCCGGGAAUGCUUUGGCCUCGUCCAGCGUGAGGUGCAGCUGCUGCAGGAGUCCGACAGGCACCCCAACGUGCUCCGCUACUUCUGCACGGAGCGGGGGCCCCAGUUCCACUACAUCGCCCUGGAGCUUUGCCAGGCCUCGCUGCGGGAGUACGUGGAAUCUCCCCAUCAGGAGCGCUGGGGUCUGGAGCCAGAAGCAGUGCUGGUGCAGCUGACGUCUGGCCUCGCCCACCUUCACUCCCUGCACAUAGUGCACCGGGACCUGAAACCAGGGAACGUUCUCAUCGCGGGGCCCGAUGCCUACGGCCGAGGCAGGGUGGUCCUCUCGGACUUCGGUCUCUGCAAGAAGCUGGCAGCUGGCCGCUGGAGCUUCAGCCUCCGCUCGGGCAUCCCUGGCACAGAGGGCUGGAUGGCACCUGAGCUCCUGCAGCUCCUGCCCCCUGACAGUCCUACCAGCGCGGUUGACAUCUUCUCAGCUGGGUGCGUGUUCUACUACGUGCUGUCCGGAGGAGGCCACCCCUUUGGAGAGAUUCUGUAUCGCCAGGCCAACAUCCUUGCAGGCACUCCCUGUCUGGCUCAUUUGGAGGAGGAGGUCCAUGACAAGGUGCUUGCCCGGGACCUGGUGGCAGCCAUGCUGAGUACGUGGCCCCAGACCCGGCCCUCUGCUGAGCAGGUGCUCACCCACCCCUUCUUCUGGAGCAGAGCCAAGCAACUCCAGUUCUUCCAGGACGUCAGUGACUGGCUGGAGAAGGCGUCUGAGCAAGAACCUCUGGUGAUGGAGCUGGAGGCGGGAGGCCACACGGUGGUCCGGGGCAACUGGCACAAGCACAUCUCAUUGCCCCUGCAGACAGAUCUAAGGCGGUUCCGGUCAUACAAGGGAACGUCAGUGCGAGACCUGCUGAGGGCGAUGAGGAACAAGAAGCACCACUACAGGGAGCUCCCAGCUGAGGUUCGCCAGGCGCUGGGCCCAGUGCCCAACAGCUUCAUCCAAUACUUCACAAGCCGCUUCCCGCAGCUGCUCCUCCACACGCAUCACGCCAUGCGGAGCUGUGCCUCAGAGAGUCUCUUCCUGCCCUACUACCCGCCAGCACUGGGGACCGGGGAGCCAUGCCCGGGGGCUGCUGGGAGCUGA